AUGGGCAUUGAGGGUAACAAAAGUCUUGACUUCCUAUCUGUCUUCCUGACUGGCAUCCCAGGACUAGAAGCUCAACAUGGCUGGCUCUCCAUCCCCUUCUUCAUCAUGUACAUUGUGGCCAUUGUGGGCAACAGUUUAAUCCUGGCAGUAGUGCAAGGAGACUCUGCCCUACACGAGCCCAUGUACCUGUUUCUCUCCAUGUUGGCUGUCACUGAAGUGGGUGUCUCUGUGUCAACACUGCCUACUGUGAUGGGCAUUCUUUGGUUUGAUGCACGCAGGGUGGACUUUGAUGGCUGCCUGGCUCAGAUGUUUUUCAUUCACACCUUCUCCUGCAUGGAGUCAGGGGUGCUGCUGGCCAUGAGUUACGACCGCUUUGUGGCCAUCUACAACCCGCUGCGUUACACAGCCAUCCUGACCCCGCCCCGCAUCAUCUCCAUGGGUCUGGGCAUCACACUGAAGAGUGUGGCAUUCAUGGCCCCACUUCCUGUCCUUCUGAGACAACUUCCCUAUUGUCACAUUAACGUUCUAUCCCACUCCUAUUGCCUGCAUUCAGACCUGAUCCAGCUGCCUUGUGCUGAUACGAAGCUCAAUAGCAUCCUGGGUUUGGCCAUUGUCCUUGCCACUUUCGGUCUGGACUCACUGCUCAUCGUGGUGUCCUAUGUGCUGAUUCUUUCCACGGUGCUGGGUAUUGCUUCAGGGGAGGGACAGAGGAAGGCCCUCAACACGUGCGUGUCACAUAUCUGCGCAGUGCUUGUGUACUAUGUGCCCAUGAUUGGGGUCUCUGUGAUGCACCGGGCUGCCAAGCACGCUUCUCCUUUGGUCCACACAGUCAUGUCUAGCAUCUACCUCUUUGUGCCACCCGUGCUCAACCCCAUCAUCUACAGCAUUAAGACGAGGCCAAUCAGACAGGGGAUUGUCACCUUGUUCUCUUGCAAGAAGGAACGGACCUGA
Molecule: messenger RNA, 951 nt
Organism: Chinchilla lanigera (long-tailed chinchilla)
Lineage: Eukaryota; Metazoa; Chordata; Mammalia; Rodentia; Chinchillidae
Product: olfactory receptor 51L1-like
Exons: 1
Coding region: 1-951 (316 amino acids)
Biological process (GO): G protein-coupled receptor signaling pathway
Cellular component (GO): membrane
Molecular function (GO): olfactory receptor activity; G protein-coupled receptor activity
Source: RefSeq, a predicted model, not a curated record